CACUUCCCUUAUGAGCAGAAUCAGGAUGGCCAUUUUAUAAAUUGUGUGCAUGUUUUGUGCUUUUAAUUAAUGGCAAGAUCAGGAUUCUCAUACAAGAAUAAGGAAAGUUAUCAAAACGAAAGGUUUACACCAUCCAUGAAAAAUAGCAUGCCAAAAUCAUCAAUUUUGCACUGUUUGAACAGCCUGCAAUGAUCCCGCUGCAAAAACAAUGCCCAAUUUUAUUGCAUUUCUCAAUCUAAUAGUCCUUACUGAACGUCAGGAUAUAAACGGAAUGGGGGCCCAUCCAGCUCGUUUUUUCACAAAAUAGCGAAAAUGUGCCUGAGUAUCAAUCAACAAGCACAGAACCCUUCCGUGAUUUGAAAUUUUUCGCGAAAAGGUGUCUCAUUGAUCAUACAAAGCUACCAGCAGUUAGUUUUCCAACUGACAUCAGAAUUUUACAUGUAUCGGCUGUAAAAAUUUUCUAAAGAAUUAAUAAUCAUUAUCUCUCACUUUAAUUUACAGACAUCCAAAAUCACGAAGUUCUAUUUAUAACAAUAUUGACGGGGGCCAAAAUUCGAAGUGUACCCUGCUACCUUACGUGGUAUGUGGUAAAUGGAGCGCAUAUAUUUAUUCUCACGUAUUAUGUGAUACUUUUCAUACACCUGAAAGGACUAUCUUAAUUGUUAAGAGAAUAAGGAAAAUUUAGCAUAUUAAAUAAUGUUUUAUACUACAAGAAAAGACAUAUUGUAUGCAGCUGUUUUCUUCUUAGUGGUUGGUGGUGGAAUGCUUAUUUUUUCCUGGAACCAAGAACAGUCAAGAUUACUACCAGAUAUGGUUGCUGCCAGCAGUAUUCUGAUUGCCUUAAUUCUGAUAGACAUUUACAGACUGAAACCAGCAUGGUCUCAUUCAUUCAAAAGCUUAAUAUUGCAGUACAUUUUCCUGAGAAUCAUAUUAGUGUGUGGAUUUGUACUAAAGAAAAGUUUUUAUAAGAUGUCCAAGAAGUGUGAGGAGCAACAAGAAAAUCUUCUGAAGGAAAUCUUAGCACUAAACAAGGAUACACUUUUUUCAAGGGAUCACGGUCUGGAAAAUGUAAACUCUGUGAAUACGUUUAGAGAAACUAUGCCACUUACGACAUACGAUGAUUACCGGAAAUAUGCUGAAAUGAUAAAAGAAGAUGGUACAGAAAAUAUUUUGUUUCCUGGAAAACCGUACUUCCUAGCACUGACUUCCGGCACAACUUCCGGAAAAAGUAAAUUAUUUCCAAAAAAUCCUAAAGCACAAAAGAAGGCGGCACCAUGGACGAUAUUAAUGCUUUACAACAUGGUAUAUUUAACUGGAAAUAACUUCCUGAAAAAAUGGUUGUAUGUUACAGUUUUACCAAAGCUAAUUGCCACCAAAUCCGGGGUAGAAUUGGGACCAAUUGCAGCCAUUACCUACAAAAUAAACUUUCCAUUUUCAGCAAUACCAAAUCUGUCCGUACAAACCGAAUACGAAGCUAUGUACAUUCAUUUAGCAUUUAGUCUUGCAGAAGAUGAUGUGUCCUGUUUUUCAACAAUGGUGUCAACAACAGCAUUAUCCUUGCUCACAAUAAUGGAGAAGAAGAGCUCGCUCUGCAAUGACAUAGAAAAAGGGACACUUUCGGAAAACCUUGACAUUCCUGUUGUUGAAAGAAAUCGAUUAAAUAGUCUGUUGAAACCUAAUCCAGCGCGAGCUGCAUUCUUGAGAAAAGAAUUUGCUGAGGGAUUUAACGGUAUUGUGUCUAGGAUAUGGCCAACAUGUCCGUGUAUCUUGGCAAUUAAGACCGGAGUGUUUGAAACACCGGCAAAACUUGUGAUGAAGAAAUUCUCGGGCGAACUACCCUUUACUACUUUAGUUCAUAUUGGAACUGAAACGAUGUAUGGUAUGAACAUUGACCCUAUGAAAGAACCAGAUGUCAACUACGUGGCCUUGCUUCCAAUUAACUUCUUUGAGUUUCUUCCAGUUGAAGAAUAUGGAGAGAGAUCACCAUCAGUUUUGCUCGCACAUCAGGUGAGAGUCGGACAAAUGUACGAGGUGGUGAUUACUACAUUUGAUGGGUUGUAUCGGUAUAGAACGGAAGAUGUCGUCAAGAUAACCGGCUUCUAUGGUACAACACCAGUAUACCAGUUUAUGCACAGAGCUGGUGAUAUUCUCUCAGCAAACUUAGAAAAGGUUCCUGAAUUUCUCCUUCACGACGCAGUUCAUGCUGCUACUGCUAUAUGGAAGAAAAAUGUUGUAGCGUUUACCAGCUGUGAAAGUGUGCAUGUUCAGCUUGCUGGAGCGUCUGAUACCUACCCCAGAUACGUUGUGUUUAUUGAAUUGAAAGAUGCAAAGCGAUUAGAUGAGCAUGAGAUAGAAGUAGUCGAUAAGGAACUGUGUGAAAGACAUACUGUAUAUGCGGCAAUGCGCAAGAACAACAAACUGCAGCCAGUUCAAAUAAUUCAGAUGAAAACGGGCGCAUUCGACACAGUGAAGGAAAUGGUGUUGGCUUCUAACCCUGAUGCAUUUUGCAUGCAAUUUAAACUACCAAGAAUCAUGAGAAGGAAUGACAUUUUGAAAGCCAUGUUGGACAUGGAAAUAUAAAGGACAACGUUAUACAUUAAGACUGUGAAAAUUCGCGUUUUAAAAUUUAGUGAUUUGAACCAGCAGCAGUAUUUACCUUUUUGUCCCCCGCCUUUUUCGAAGAAAACAAGGGGACAUAGAAAUAGGCUGCGUCCUUCCGUCCGUCCUUCUGUCACACUUCAUGGCCGGUCCAUAACUCUGCCAUUCAUCAAGGGAUUUUGAAAUUACUUGGCACAAAUGUUUCCCAUAAGAGACGACGUGUCAUUUGCAAGACCCAGACCCCUAGCUUUAAGGUCAAGGUCACACUUAGAGGUUAAAUGUUAACGUAGUCUGUUUCUCGUCCGGUCAAUAACUCUACCAUUCAGCAAGGGAUUUUAGAAUUACUUGGUACAAAUGUUCCCUAUAAUGAGUUGAUUUGUCAUGAGCAAGACCCAGACCCCUAGCCCUAAGGUCAAUGUCAUCUUUGAGAUAGAACAUUUUUGGCAUUUUUAUUUUUUUUGUCUGGUCUGUAACUGUUUUUUGUAUUUGUGUAUAUUCAUAACGUGGCAUAAGUAUUCACCAUUACAAGACAUUGUGUCAUGUGCUAAGGUCAAGGUCACAGGCACCUGAGUUAGCUUUCUUUUUUGUUUGUAUAUGAGAUUACUUCCCUUUUAUAUGAUAAAGUACAGUGCAUGUGUUUUUAUAUCAGUUUUCCCACUAUUUUAAAAAUGAAAUUAUGUUUUAAGUAAGAUUAUUGAUAUUGAUAGAUGUAAAAAGCAGUAAACAAUUUGUACACUUGUAGAAUGCAAACCCAGGCACACGUUAUAAGUUAAUGGUAUAUAUAGGUACAUCCAGCAUUACUAUGGUUGCAGCAUAUUAGGUUGAUAUGUAGUGCAGCACUGUAUCAAUUUUCUAGUGUGUAACUGUUAUUUUUGUAUCAUAUAAGCCAUGCCAUGCAUUUAAUUUGUUUAUUAAUUACCUCCCUUUAAUAUGAUAAAAUAUUUCGUUACAUUUUUUUCCUUACACAUUUAGAAAUAGAAUAAAUCUUUAAAAUACAAAUAUUAGCAUUUCAAAGCAUUCACCAAUUAUAGAUUUCCAGACACUUUUUCAAACUUCAUAAUGUCUACAUGAAUUAUAUGAUAUAUAGUUAUGACUUAUGUACAUUGUUAGUAUGUUGCCCUAUUUAUUAGAAUAUGUUGUAUUAACAUGCAAUAAUUUGUGUGAAAAAUGUCCUUAAUCGGGGGACGUUGGUAACUCUGAUACAAAUUCUUGUUAAUACAAAAAGAAGGGUUGAUAUGAGCCGUGCCAUGAGAAAACCAACAUAGUGGGUUUCCGACCAGCAUGGAUCCAGACCAGCCUGCGCAUCCGCGCAGUCUGGUCAGGAUCCAUGCUGUUCGCUUUUAAAGCCUAUUGCAAUUAGAAAAAUCGUUAGCGAACAGCAUGGAUCCUGACCAGACUGCGCGGAUGCGCAGGCUGGUCUGGAUCCAUACUGGUCGCAAACCCACUAUGUUGAUUUUCUCACGGCACGGCUCAUAUGUAUCCGGUGUUUAGGUUCUUUUCGCGCCAUUUAGAAAAAUAUCUAUUCCAAAAGAGCUUAAUAUAAUGCAUAUCCUAUGUACAAAAUACAUUAUGUUUUUUCUUUUAUCAUCCACCUUAAUAUUAAAGCUAUUUCUGACUUUAAAACGAAUGCAGACAAUAACUAAUAUCCGGACAUCUUUAUUUUCAUUAAAAACAUUAAAUCAUGAAUAAUGUAUUCAAAUUGACAUGUUUUUACGACGAAAACCGUGUUUUUUACAUGUAUUAAAUUCAAAACAUUUAAAGUGAUACUUGUCACCUCAGAUGGAAAUCAAGGACACUUUACAAAUCACAGUUCUUUACUGACCGAGAUCUACUUUCAGUUUACUUUAAACGGGUCGUCAGAUACCCGUAUUUGACUAUGUCAUACAACUAUAUGAAAAAAAUAUCAUAUUAAGUUGCCAAAGAGAUUUUGUAAAAUGACUGGUUAGCGUAACGCAGUAGGUUAAACAGACAGGUUUCUGGUGGUUAUAGAAUACUUUAGAAUCCUACGCUAAAGUUUGUUGUCCAACAUUUAAUUUUCUAACAAUUUAAACUUGAUUAGCUCUCUAUUCUAUUUUCAAACUCUAAUUUAUGAGGAGUUUUAUCUGCUUCAAUUUUGUUAGGACAUUCCCUCUUCUCCACUAUGCAGAAUGCAUAGUUCUUUUCAAUUACAGCUGUAACUGUACAUCACUGAAAACACAUUUGUGGUGAGCAAACUGUUUGAUUGUUCGGUAAAAUUUUCUGCAGAAAUCAUGUUUUUCUCGAGAAAGAUGUGCACACAGAAAAAUACUCGUAUGUAAAAACAAAAAAUAUGAGACGGAUUCGAAGCAUGGACCGACAUAUGAGCUACGCCAUGAGAAAACCAACAUAGUGGCUUUACGACCAGCAAGGAUCCAGACCAGCCUGCGCAUCCCCGCAGUCUGGU
Mercenaria mercenaria is the source of this 5020-nucleotide messenger RNA. RefSeq lists its product as uncharacterized. The transcript has 7 exons. Gene Ontology annotation, cellular component: cytoplasm. The coding region runs from base 697 to 2580 and encodes 627 amino acids. Gene Ontology annotation, molecular function: acid-amino acid ligase activity. Lineage: Eukaryota; Metazoa; Mollusca; Bivalvia; Venerida; Veneridae. The record is from RefSeq and is a predicted model, not a curated record.